Molecule: messenger RNA, 1212 nt
Organism: Gigantopelta aegis
Lineage: Eukaryota; Metazoa; Mollusca; Gastropoda; Neomphalida; Peltospiridae
Product: B1 bradykinin receptor-like
Exons: 1
Coding region: 1-1212 (403 amino acids)
Biological process (GO): G protein-coupled receptor signaling pathway
Cellular component (GO): plasma membrane
Molecular function (GO): G protein-coupled receptor activity
Source: RefSeq, a predicted model, not a curated record
AUGUCUCAAGCACUAACUCACGAAACCAACAUGCUUUCCUCAUUCAACCUAACAUACGCCACAGAAUAUCUUCUGAUGGAUCAGGGCAAUGGCACGAGGCAGCUGCAAAUCCUGCUGGAUAUCCAACACGACCAGAGCCUCAACAGUUCUUCUACCGCCGAGGAGACCAUCUUGAUGAACCCUCUGUCCAACCCGGCCUACGUUGUGAUGCGACGCAUCCAGACCGUGCUCAUCCCCGUCGUGUGUGUUGUGGGGAUGAUCGGGAACAUCCUAGCGUCGGGAACGUUCCUGAAUCCAGUUCUGAGGAACACAUCGUGCUGUCUGUACCUGGCCGCCAAGUCCAUCGGCGACAUGGGGUUCCUCCUCUCCCUCUUCGUCAUCUGGCUGUACCGCAUACGGGUGCCCUUCCUGUUGUUCGAAGGAGUCUGCCACGUGACCGUCUUCUUGACCUACGUCUGCGGGUUCCUGUCCGUGUGGUUUGUGGUGAUCAUAACCUGCGAGAACUUCAUCCGGAUAUCCCAGCAUUCUAAGAUCCCCACCUUCUGCACGAGGAAGACGGCUCUGCUCGUGAUCACGUGCUUCGUUUGCUUCUCUCUCGUCUUCUACAGCUUCUCCCUGUGGACCACGGGCGUCGUUUCCAUGGGAAUGACUUCGCACUGCACGUCGCUGGACCGGUUCUCCGACCUGUUGUCGGUGAUGACGUACGUCGACACGACCAUAACGUUACUGUUGCCCUCCUUCAUCGUCGUCUUCUUCGUCCUCGCCAUCAUGCUCAGCGCCUUCAAGGCCUUCAAGAGGAGGCAGAGACUGGGCGGGAUAGGUCAACCCAGACGACGCAGAUGCAGGUACCAAACACCGGAGGGCGAAGUGACCAAAUUCCUCUUUGCGCUGUCUCUGAUAUUCUUCCUUCUGCACACGCCUAGCCACGCGAUACGGAUUAAACUGAUCGUGUCUCACUACCUUGGAAAUAUUCAGCCGACGCUGGUUGACUUGAUACUUCAAAGGAUAUUCGAGCUACUUCUGUCCUUGAACUUUUCCGUGAACUGUCUGUUGUGUUAUAUUUUUGGAGACAACUUCAGGAAAGUGUUCAGACAAAUGUACAUGAAGUGCAACGACAAGAAGAAGAAAUCAAAACACAUGUAUUACGAAAUCUCGCAGAUAACUCAAACGGGCCAAUCCAUGAUGGAAACGUCUACAGUAAUUGACAGUUAG